Trichoplusia ni (cabbage looper) is the source of this 3250-nucleotide messenger RNA. RefSeq lists its product as uncharacterized. NCBI's taxonomy places the organism in Eukaryota, Metazoa, Arthropoda, Insecta, Lepidoptera, Noctuidae. The record is from RefSeq and is a predicted model, not a curated record. Gene Ontology annotation, molecular function: N-acetyl-beta-glucosaminyl-derivative 4-beta-N-acetylgalactosaminyltransferase activity. Gene Ontology annotation, biological process: carbohydrate metabolic process; glycosphingolipid biosynthetic process. The transcript has 19 exons. Bases 533 to 3070 code for a protein of 845 amino acids.
AUGUGGAAGGGAGUGAUUUCUAAAAUACUCUCGAGCAAACACGAAAUACUAAAUACAGCUGAGGAGUACAAGUAGGGUGCGUGUGGUUCUAAAGAGUUCUGAACGUAACUCCAAGGAAUCUAUGGAUAUUCUAUUUUGGCAGAUGACAUAAAUCAUAUUUGGAAGUCUCUAAAAAUAAUUUCAGUAGUAAAGUCGUAAAAAUUAUUGUCGAUCAUUGAAAAUUACCUAAGUAUCAAAUGAUUCGUGUUAAAAGUUGGGCUUUCAUUAAGGUGCACAGCUUGAGGCAAAGCUGUGCAUGUCUUAUCGUUACUGGGAUACAUGCUCGGUAUUUUUUCCACUCCCCAAAGCACUCGAAACUUCAGAACAGCUCAGAAAUAAAAGACUGAUAUCUGCCCAUUAAUUUGUCAUAACAUAAUAUGGGGGCAAUUUAGCUUUUUAGGAUUAAAAGUACCAUAACUUGAGCAUAAUGUAGAAGUAAAUUGAUAAUUUAAUUAAUUUCAGGUUACAAUAGAGAGUAAAACAAUAAACAAAAAUGAUCGAUUAUAAAGAAAAAGAUAAACGUCCGCGUUCGUCAGACGAUUGCGGCUUUGACUGUUUCCACAAAAUACAUGAGUGUACACCUGAAGAAUCUUUAGGAAACUUCGUUCGUUGUUCGAGGUACACCCACAGGCGAUGGUUGCUGCUACUAUCCGUACUGUUCAUGGUUGAAUGGUACUAUUUAUACAAUUACUCGGAAUAUAGGAAAGAUUUGGAAAGUAAUAUUUAUAAGCUAGGUUAUGCUAACGCGAGCACGAAUAAUCAUAAUGUGCCUGGAGAGGCUGAUUUAGUUUAUAAGUAUUCCUUGAAAAAUUCUUCGGAAAUUUUAAUGGAUUACAAGCACGAAUAUAAUUCUUCUUAUUAUUGGUUCAUGUCAAUGAAACAUCUAUUUAAGAAUAUUGGUGAAGAAGAGACUCGCAGAUAUUCUGAAGGCGUACCUAGCUGUCAAUUAAAUGAGUCUUCUUUGGGUCCAAUAUUAGUAGACAAAAGUAUCCCGGACCUCAAAUGGGUUGAGGACCGGAAUACCGACGUGAGUCCAGGUGGUUACUACGCACCUGUGGACUGCCGCGCAUCACAUCGAGUGGCUAUUAUAGUUCCAUACCGUAAUCGGAAAAUGAAUUUAGCUGUCCUCCUUCGCUAUUUGCAUCCGUUUCUGAAGAAGCAAUUAUUGGAGUACAGGAUAUUCGUCAUUGAGCAAUACGGUAUAGAACAAUUCAACAAAGGCACAUUAUAUAACAUUGCAUUCCUGGAGAGCCAGCGGUUCGGCAGCUGGGACUGCCUGAUCUUCCACGACGUGGACCUCAUCCCCGAGGACGAGAGGAUCUCCUACACCUGCAUGAAGUACCCCACUCAUAUGUCUCCGUCAGUCGAAUCACAAAACUAUAAUUUAGCCUACGAAACUCUAUUCGGUGGCGUGACGUCACUUAUGCCAGACCAGUAUAUCGCUGUCAAUGGCUACUCCAACUUCUACUGGAGUUGGGGUGCCGAAGACGACGAUAUGUAUAUUAGACUACAAUCUGCAAAACUACCAAUGCUUCGAUACAACAGCACUAUAGCCAGGUUCGCUACUUUGCCUCACGAGCGCAAUAGAGCAGGAAAGGAUAGGUACUUUUUCCUUGACUAUUCAAAACUUCGGUACCAGGUCGAAGGCUUGCGUUCAACAAAGUACAAGUUGUUGAGCGUGGUCAAGCGGAAACUGUACACUCACAUUCUAGCCGACGUGAACCCCAUCAGAAUGAAAAUAGCGAUGAAGAGCAUAAUGAGGCAGCUCGCCAAACUCUUUGAAUGGGAGCGACGUAACUCUUUGCAUGAAUGUCUGGACUCAUCCAAAGAGCCGAGAAGAAGAAAGGAUGUAAGGAGGAAAUGGAAGGCCUGGAUCACGAUGCUGCUAUUCACAUCAGGAGUGUACUACAUCUACACGCACCGGGCAGACCUGUUCCCGGAUUUAUUUGAACGUGACCUGCCAGUUAUUGCAGAGGUUGUAGCUAAUACUGAAGCUUAUACGAAAGCAGCAAAAGUGCUUCGCCCAUCUAAUGCAGUGGACACCAUUGAAAGUUAUGACCCAAAAACGUUGGAAUAUCCUGACGAAGCGAUCAAAUACAAAAACGAGUCUCUAGGUUUUGAAGCAGAAGCUCGGACGGAGGCUCAAAAUAUGCCAACUUGCAGGCUGAAGGAACCACUUGGAAAGGUACAUAUAAAUAAAACGAGUGUUAAUUAUACUGAUGAAAAUAUACAUCCUCAAGUGAAGAAAGGAGGUUAUUACCGGCCUUUGGAUUGCAAACCUAAGCAUCGAGUCGGUAUAAUUGUGCCAUAUAGGAAUCGCUUACACAAUUUGGGCAUAUUCUUAUACAACAUACAUCCAUUUUUAAUUAAUCAAAAGUUGGAGUACCAAAUUUUUGUCAUUGAACAACAAGACAAAGGCCUCUUCAAUAAAGGACGUCUCUUGAACGCCGGGUUCCAAGAGAUGAUGAAAUUCAACUCGUUCCAUUGCGUGAUAUUCCAUGACUUGGAUUUGCUGCCGCUGAACGCCAGCAUUCUGUACACAUGCCCGAUGCUGCCGAGACAUUUGUGUGCGAAGGUUGACGAUACAGUACUCAGAAGGGAAUACAAUAUGACGUUCAAAUUCAAGUCAAUUUUCGGUGGUGUCGUCGCCAUGACUGUGGAACAGUUUCAGAGAGCUAACGGAUACUCCAACCUUUAUUUCGGAUGGGGAGGAGAGGAUAACGACAUGUUUUGGAGGCUCCGCGCCGCCGGCUAUCCCAUUGUGAGGUACAGUAAAAAGGUUGGCGUUUACGAAGUCCUUCCUCAUGAUCGUGAACCUGAAAAUCUUUUCAGGUUUCAUUUACUAAGCAGAGCAAUGGAGAGAUACAAAACGGAUGGACUUGGCGAUUCUGAAUACUAUGUAAUAACGACGAAGUUUUAUCAUCUGUGCACGUAUAUGUUGGUGGAUAUUAACCCGAGAGGCGAUAAUAUUACCGAAAUCAAUAAUAAAUGGGCGAAUACUAGUGUCAAUACUGUCAAUUAUAAACAAUAAAGCGUUACAAGAAUUGUGGGACUUUUAUAUGAACCUCCUGUAAUAAACUAUCUACAUAUGGAAGUGAUAUUUACGUAAUAAUAUGUUAAAUUGUUCGAACAAAUCUGAGUAUGAACUGCCAUUUAUCUGAACUCACUUCCCCUCAGAAAGUUAAGCAUUAUUUUUCGUGUUAUUGUUCCU